Molecule: messenger RNA, 1767 nt
Organism: Salvelinus namaycush (lake trout)
Lineage: Eukaryota; Metazoa; Chordata; Actinopteri; Salmoniformes; Salmonidae
Gene: lactbl1b
Product: lactamase, beta-like 1b
Exons: 7
Coding region: 1-1767 (588 amino acids)
Source: RefSeq, a predicted model, not a curated record
AUGUUUUUCAGCCGGGACUACUCGCCUGCACCUGCUGCUGCUAUUGAGGGGCUCACCAAGACCAAGAAGAUGAAGGUGAAAUGGACUCAGUUGGGCAUGGUGUUCUUCCUGUUGCUCUCCCUGGUCAUGACAGGAUGUUUCCUCUGGCAGUACCAGCUGCCAAAGUUACUGCCAGGCAUGGGAGGCAAUGCCAAAUCAGAACGGAUGUGCCCACGCUUCCCUGAGCCUCUCCCCCUGGAACACCCUAUCCCUACCCUGAAAGAGGCACUAGAAAAGGUGGACACACUGCUGCGCCAGAGUGUCAACCCUGCCAGUCUUCCCUCUUUGUCGGCCAUUGUGAUUUUCAAUGACACCGUUCUGUGGACUGGUAACUUUGGCAAGAGGAACGGAAGUGACCCACUCUCAGCUCCACCCAAUGAAUACACCAUCUAUAGGAUUGCCAGCCUUUCAAAGAUCUUCCCAACGCUGAUGCUGUACAGGCUGUGGGAGGAUGGGAAGAUUGCCUCUCUGGAUGACCCACUUGAGAAAUAUGUGGAGAACUUCACCAUUAAAAACCCUCUGGGCAAGUCACGGGACUCUGAGCUCAAGUACGUGACAGACGGUCUGAUCUUUCUGGACAGUGGAGAGAUUCAGAUCCGCUCCUCCUCUGUCACCCUGCGAAGGAUGGCCAGCCAGCUCUCAGGUCUACCCAGAAGACUUAGAGCCACUAACCUGCUAUGGAAGGGGAAAACACAGGCUGCAGUGAAUCUGUUGCAAGACGAUGUCCUCGUUGCAGACCCUGGCACCAAAUGCCACUACAGUAACCUAGCCUUCUCCUUAUUGGCCCACGUCAUGGCUGAGAAGGUGGUGGGCAUGGACUACCAGCGCUGGAUCAAUGAUAACAUCCUCGACCGGCUGGGGAUGGAGGAUACAGGCUUCGACAUCACCCCAGGGAUCCACAGCCAGAUGGCUGUGGGCGUCUACUCCAGUGGCCAGACAGCCCCUCUGUAUGACCUGGGUUGGUACCGCCCCUCAGGCCAGAUGUUCUCCACUGCCGCUGACCUUGCCAAGCUGGCUAUGAUGCUGCUGGGUGCCUACCAUCGCAAGCUCCUGGAGCCUGACACCCUGAAAAUCAUGCUGACCCCUCUGUUCCGCUGUGAUAAGGACUACUUUGCCAACCGCACCGGCACACCAUGGGAGGUGAAUGAGCAGUUGGGCUACGAGGUGGUGCGUAAAGACGGAGACCUAGACGGCUACUCAGCCACCUUCUCACUGGUGCCCAGGCUCAAGCUGGGCCUGGUAGUGCUGAUGGCUGGCACCAGACCUCAGAACCAGGAUGUGUUGGCCAAGGCUUACAGCCAUAUAAUACCCGCCAUGGAGAGGGCUUUCCGGGAGUCCAAGAAGAUCCUCAUCCCUCCCCCUAAUCCAGACCCUUACAUAGGCUUCUUCACCUACGGAAACAUCACCUUCUAUGAGAUCAAAGCUGGGGCAGACGGGGUUCUGAUCAUGCAGCAGUUUGGUCCCCAGAUUGAGGACCUGAUCCCAGAGAGAUAUAGGACAAUAAAGCUGAACUACCUGGUGGACAGGGUGUUCAGGGUGGUGUUUGAGAAAGAGUACCCUUGUGUCUUGCGGGUCAGCACCGCGUCUGUCUCCCUUGAGGCCCAAGACGGGCAGCUCUUUAACUUUUAUGUGUUUGACAAGCGAGGUCUGUCCCCUGGCUUCGAUGCACCAGGACUGAAUACGUACAAUGUGGUCAGGAUAGCCCAUAGGCCGACUUUCUCGAACUAA